UUGGUAUCUAAUUACCCAGAAAGUUUAGCUGAGAGAAGAGUGAAGAACAGAGAGAGUUUGAGGAGAGAAUGGUGAGGACACCCAUUUGUGACAAAAGUGGUCUGAGGAAAGGUACAUGGACGGCGGAAGAAGAUAGAAAGCUUAUGGCUUAUGUUACUAGAUAUGGCUGCUGGAAUUGGCGCCAACUUCCUAAAUUUGCAGGUCUAUCAAGGUGUGGGAAAAGUUGCAGGUUGCGAUGGAUGAAUUACUUGAGACCAAAUAUCAAAAGAGGGAAUUACACAAGGGAAGAAGAAGAAACCAUUCUUAAACUACAUGAGUCGCUAGGAAAUAAAUGGUCUGCCAUUGCUGCCAAGUUACCGGGGAGAACUGACAAUGAGAUAAAGAACUACUGGCACACAACACUUAAGAAACGCUUGAAACAAAAGCCAAUCCCCGAUGAUCAAGGAAAAGAAAAAUCUCAAAGUAAAACAAAUACCAAAGAGAAAGAAACAAGUACAAAUAAUCAUCUGAACGGAAGUCCCAUAACUCCUCCCAUUUUUGAAAGCUUGGUAUCCUCCCCGCAACCAACCUCAACAGAUCAGCAAUCCUCUACGUCUGCAAUUGCAAUCGCAAAAAGUGAAGACCGCGACCUGAUCUACGAUCAAGAGUUUACUGCUUUGUUAGGCGAAAGCUUUGUAUCCUCCCAGCAACCAACCUCAAUAGAUCAGCAAUCUUCUACUUCUGACAAUGCAAUCACAACCAGUGAUGACUUGGACAUGGGUUUCGGUGAAGGCAUUACCGCUUGGUUAGGCGAAUGCGAGGCACACAGUGGGGAUUUUUGGACAGAACCGUUCUUGGCAGACAAUUUUCACAUAGCAACUGAGUGUGAGUCUUUGCCUUUGGUCCCUGUGGUCGAUCCAGACUCUGAUGGGGAAUUGUUAUGCCCGCAGUAUUACGGUUUCUAUGAUGAUCCCAUAGCGUGCCUGAUCGACCAAUUAUAGAAAAAGUCUGCUUGUUUUGUAUAUAAUAUUUGUAUUACUAUGUAUCACUUCUUCUAGGCAGUAAUUUUACGGGUUAAUUUAGAAAAAAACAAGUGUUUUGUAAUUUUUACCAUACCAAAUUACAAAACAUUAAUUAUAAUAAAAAAUUAAAAACUCU
This is a messenger RNA of Rubroshorea leprosula, 1137 nucleotides long. The record is from the annotation of a GenBank genome assembly. NCBI's taxonomy places the organism in Eukaryota, Viridiplantae, Streptophyta, Magnoliopsida, Malvales, Dipterocarpaceae.